Messenger RNA from Nematocida parisii ERTm1, 1476 nucleotides. RefSeq lists its product as uncharacterized. NCBI's taxonomy places the organism in Eukaryota, Fungi, Microsporidia. The record is from RefSeq and is a predicted model, not a curated record. The transcript has a single exon. The coding region runs from base 1 to 1203 and encodes 400 amino acids.
AUGGUAGGAUAUAUUGAUGAAGAAUUAAGAAUAGAAUUACAGAAAGAAUUCAGUGACAAAAAAGGAGAAAUAGAAGAUGGUGAUAUGCAAAAAAUAUAUAAAAUAAUAACAGAUAAUAACAGAAAAACUAAAAUAUUUAAAGAUUUACCAGAACCACUGACCAAUUUGGCAUAUAAUAUAUUUUAUGCACAAAUAUAUAGUAGAAAUAUUAACCGUGAUUAUAAAGAAGAUACUGCUAUAUCAGAAAUCAAUGACUCUAUAACUCAAACAUAUGAAAUUAUAGAUAUGAUUGAAGAAGAAGCAAAUACAUUAAACAGUAAAAGUAAAAAAGAGGCAUUUUAUAAAUUAAUAAGUAAUAAUCAUAGUAUCAUGGCACAAGUAUAUAUGAAUAGAAAGAAUUUCUAUGAUUCUUUCAUUAAUAUACUGCGUGAGAAAGCAGGCAUAUCAGAACUAGGUGAAGAAAUAACUUCAAAAGAUGCAAUAGUUAAACUAUGUGAGUUAACUGAAUUAGGAGAGUGCUCUAGAUUACAGAAUGCAUUAAAUAUACUAAUGAAACAUGACGAUAAUCUAACAAUAACAGAUGAGAAUGGAGAAGAACAAUCAAAUAUAUGUGAUUUAGGACUAACUAAUGAUGAUAUUUAUUCAUUGCAAUUACUCGCAAGAACAAAAGAUUCGGAUUUUUUUAAUUUUACUCAUUACAUUAUAAAUAAUUUAAUUUAUAAUUCAAUUUGUAUUCAAGAUAAAGAUAAAAGAUUAUAUACUUCUAUUGGGUGGUUAUAUUAUACAAUAUAUAAUAUGUCUAUUAUACCUACUACGAAUGAUAUAUUUAGCUUAGAUAAAGAUAAGAACAAAAAUACAAUUAAGACACACUUAAAUCAACUGAAGAAUAUGAAAAGUAUUGUUUUUAGGGAUACUAAGUAUACUCCAAUGCUAUUAGAUAAGUGCAAAGUUGUAUUAGGCCAUAAAGAUUUUAAUAUUGAUAAAAUUAGAAAUAACGUACUUCAAAGCUAUUUUAAAUCAAUAAAAUCUGAUAUUUGUGAUAUUAUAGGUAGACCUAUAGAAGAGACUACAAUCAAAGGAUUGUGCUCUAAAACUAUAAUAAUUGUGGCAAUAUUUAUGGUUGUUAUGCUGAUUAUUCUUAGUAUAAUAUUCUUAUAUCUUAAUGAAGCAAAAAAAAUUAUGAAUAAUUUAAAUAUUAUAUGAAGAUAAAAAUGAAUUUUGGGUUAUUCGGAUUAUAUGUGGGUGUGUAUGCUCGAGACUGAUCUACCAAUAUGCAAACUAGGACAUAACCAAACAAAUCAUAUAACUAUGGGGACAGUUCAGUACAUGGUCUAAUACUACUAUGACUAUGUGUACAUCCUUAUACUAUAAUGAUUAUAAUAAAGGGCAUAUCUGUAUUUAGACUGUAUUAUCUGGGUGGAGGCAGUGUUAUUCUUUGUGAGUACGUCAAUAUUAUUAUUUAUAAAUAUUUUUAUU